AUGGCGGGUCUGGUGAGCGCCCUCUUCCAGGUCGCAGACUGUGCAGUUUCUGUUGUAUCUUCUGUAUGUGAUGAGCGUGCUGUUCCUGGCCUGGCGGUGGACUCCAGGCCCAGCUACAGCACUCAGCCCCCAGAUGACAGUCCCCAGUCCAACUGGCGCCGGGGUUGUGUUCAACUUUUAUUUACAUUGCUGAUACCUCCAUUACUUGACCGAAAGCUCAACUAUGCGUUUCUGGAAGCAAGAGAUGCUCUUCUUCAAGUGACAAUUUCACUUAGCAAAGUAGAGCUUAGUGUGGGUGAAUCUAAAUUCUUCACAUGUACAGCAAUUGGUGAGCCUGAGAGUAUAGACUGGUAUAAUCCUCAAGGAGAGAAGAUCAUUUCAACACAGAGGGUAAUGGUGCAGAAGGAGGGUGUCAGGUCACGAUUAACCAUCUACAAUGCAAACAUAGAGGAUGCAGGGAUAUAUCGUUGCCAAGCAACAGAUGCCAAAGGACAGACACAAGAAGCUACAGUUGUUUUGGAAAUUUACCAAAAACUUACCUUCAGAGAAGUGGAGUCGCCUCAAGAAUUCAAACAGGGAGAGGACGCAGAAGUGGCCUGCCGCGUCAGCAGCUCACCUGCACCUGUCGUCAGCUGGUUGUAUCAUAAUGAGGAAGUCACCGCUAUUUCCGACAGCCGGUUCGCUAUGCUAGCCAACAAUAAUCUGCAGAUUCUCAACAUCAAUAAAAGUGAUGAAGGUAUAUACAGAUGUGAAGGAAGAGUGGAGGCUAGGGGCGAAAUUGACUUCCGUGAUAUCAUCGUUAUUGUUAACGUGCCACCAGCAAUCACAAUGCCUCAGAAAUCUUUUAAUGCCACAGCAGAGAGAGGGGAGGAGAUGACCUUAUCCUGCAGGGCCUCGGGCUCUCCUGAGCCCACCAUCUCUUGGUACAGGAAUGGCAAGUUCAUUGAAGAAAAUGAAAAGUACAUAUUGAAAGGAAGCAAUACAGAACUCACUGUCAGGAACAUAAUCAAUAGUGAUGGGGGCCAUUAUGUCUGCAAGGCCACAAAUAAGGCUGGAGAAGACGAAAAACAGGCAUUCCUCCAAGUCUUUGUACAGCCUCACAUAAUACAGCUGAAAAAUGAAACUACAUAUGAGAAUGGCCAAGUGACACUCAAAUGUGAAGCAGAGGGGGAGCCUAUUCCAGAAAUCACGUGGAAAAGAGCCGUGGAUGGAAUCACAUUCUCCGGAGGAGACAAGAGUUCAGAUGGCCGCAUCGAAGUCCAAGGGCAGAGUGGAAGGUCGUCCCUGCACAUUAAAGAUGUGAAGUUGUCCGAUUCAGGGAGAUAUGACUGUGAGGCCGCAAGCAGAAUUGGGGGGCACCAAAAGAGCAUGCACCUCGAUAUCGAAUAUGCUCCCAAGUUCAUAUCAAACCAAACAAUUUAUUACUCUUGGGAAGGAAAUCCAAUCAAUAUAAGCUGUGAUGUGAAAUCGAAUCCACCAGCCUCAGUCCAUUGGAGAAGAGAGAAAUUAGUCUUGCCGGCUAAAAACACCACUAAUUUAAAAACAUAUAGUACAGGGAGAAAGGUGAUAUUAGAGAUUGCACCUACCUCUGACAAUGACUUUGGACGCUAUAACUGCACAGCCACUAAUCGUAUAGGAACAAGAUUUCAAGAAUAUAUUCUUGCUUUGGCUGAUGUGCCAUCCAGUCCCUAUGGGGUGAAGAUCAUAGAGCUGUCGCAGACCACAGCCAGGAUUUCGUUCAACAAGCCAGAUUCCCACGGAGGCGUGCCCAUCCAUCACUAUCAAGUGGAUGUCAAAGAAGUGGCGUCGGAAACCUGGAAAAUCGUACGCUCCCAUGGAGUUCAAACAAUGGUGGUUUUGAGCAAUUUGGAACCAAACACAACUUACGAAAUCAGGGUUGCAGCUGUGAAUGGAAAGGGGCAAGGGGACUACAGUAAAAUAGAAAUCUUCCAAACAUUACCAGUUCGUGAACCAAGUCCUCCGUCCAUCCACGGGCAGCCAAGCAGUGGGAAGAGCUUUAAACUCAGUAUCACCAAACAGGAUGAUGGAGGGGCCCCUAUUUUGGAAUACAUUGUGAAAUACAGAAGUAAAGAUAAAGAAGACCAGUGGCUAGAGAAGAAAGUGCAGGGAAAUAAAGAUCAUAUUAUUUUGGAGCAUCUGCAGUGGACAAUGGGCUAUGAAGUUCAGAUCACAGCUGCCAACAGGCUGGGAUAUUCAGAACCGACAGUCUACGAGUUCAGCAUGCCACCAAAGCCCAACAUUAUUAAAGACACACUUUUUAACGGUCUUGGGCUCGGAGCGGUCAUUGGCCUGGGAGUCGCUGCCCUCUUGCUAAUCCUUGUGGUGACAGAUGUCAGCUGCUUCUUUAUUCGACAAUGUGGGCUGUUAAUGUGCAUCACCAGGAGAAUGUGCGGGAAGAAAAGCGGCUCCAGUGGCAAAAGCAAAGAACUGGAAGAAGGAAAAGCUGCGUACCUGAAAGAUGGAUCCAAAGAGCCGAUAGUGGAGAUGAGAACAGAGGAUGAAAGGAUCACCAACCAUGAAGAUGGAAGUCCAGUAAAUGAGCCAAAUGAAACCACACCACUAACAGAACCCGAAAAAUUGCCUUUAAAAGAAGAGAAUGGGAAAGAAGUCCUAAAUCCAGAAACUAUAGAAAUUAAGGUUUCUAAUGACAUCCAAUCAAAAGAAGACGACAGCAAAGCAUAACACCAAGAUGGCAGAGUCUUGAGCAAUGCUACAAGGAGCAUUUGGAUUGCAGUGACCCUAUUACCAAAACUAUUCCAUUGACCUUAAUUUCUUGGGAAAACUUCUAGCUUGGAAUAGCUUGUACACAUAUACAUAUGAUCAGAUACUCCCGCCCAUGGUCCAUUUCCUUU
Molecule: messenger RNA, 2873 nt
Organism: Molossus molossus (Pallas's mastiff bat)
Lineage: Eukaryota; Metazoa; Chordata; Mammalia; Chiroptera; Molossidae
Gene: NCAM2
Product: neural cell adhesion molecule 2
Exons: 20
Coding region: 1-2703 (900 amino acids)
Biological process (GO): cell adhesion
Cellular component (GO): membrane
Molecular function (GO): protein binding
Source: RefSeq, a predicted model, not a curated record